Heteronotia binoei (common prickly gecko) is the source of this 2408-nucleotide messenger RNA. It is a transcript of the gene BAIAP2, whose product is annotated as BAR/IMD domain containing adaptor protein 2. Gene Ontology annotation, biological process: plasma membrane organization; actin crosslink formation; actin filament bundle assembly. Gene Ontology annotation, cellular component: nucleoplasm; cytosol. NCBI's taxonomy places the organism in Eukaryota, Metazoa, Chordata, Lepidosauria, Squamata, Gekkonidae. The transcript is spliced from 16 exons. The coding region runs from base 190 to 1878 and encodes 562 amino acids. Gene Ontology annotation, molecular function: cytoskeletal adaptor activity; protein binding. The record is from RefSeq and is a predicted model, not a curated record.
AGAGCAGGCGGAGCCGGGGGCGGGCGGAGGCGGCGGCUGCUGCCGGGGGAUGAGCUCGGCCUUGGCAGGCAGUAUAAAAACGUCGCGCCUUUCCCCCCCGCGCCGCGUCGCAAACGUAUUGGGAUCUCUGGCUGCAGCGCUCGGUUCUUCUCCCGCGCUCUCCGCUGAGCUCUGCGCUCUGCCCGGUCUAUGGUGCUGCCCGGAGCUCCCGGCAUCGCCAUGUCGCGCUCAGAGGAGGUGCACCGGAUCACCGAGAACGUCUACAAGACUAUCAUGGAACAGUUCAAUCCUAGUCUCCGGAACUUCAUUUCCAUGGGGAAGAACUAUGAAAAAGCCCUGGCAGGUGUGACAUAUGCAGCAAAAGGUUACUUUGAUGCUCUGGUUAAAAUGGGAGAAUUGGCCACUGAAAGCCAAGGAUCUAAAGAACUGGGAGAUGUACUUUUCCAGAUGGCUGAAGUCCACAGGCAGAUUCAAAAUCAGUUAGAAGAGAUGCUGAAGUCCUUCCACAAUGAGUUAUUAACACAGCUGGAGCAGAAAGUAGAAUUGGAUUCACGGUACCUAAGUGUAAGUAAGGCUGCACUGAAGAAAUACCAGACUGAGCAGAGGAAUAAGGGGGACUCACUAGAAAAGUGCCAGGCAGAACUAAAGAAACUUCGGAAGAAGAGCCAAGGGAGCAAGAACCCUCAGAAGUACUCUGACAAGGAGCUGCAGUUUAUUGAAGCUAUCAGUAACAAGCAGGGUGAGCUGGAGAACUAUGUGUCUGAUGGCUACAAGACAGCACUAACAGAAGAGAGGCGGCGAUUCUGUUUCCUGGUGGAGAAGCAGUGUGCUGUGGCCAAAAAUGCCCUUGUGUACCAUUCCAAGGGAAGAGAAAUCUUGACACAGAAGCUCCCUCUGUGGCAGCAGGCUUGCUCUGAUCCUAACAAGAUCCCAGAACGUGCUAUUCAGCUCAUGCAACAGAUGGCCAUUGGCAGCAAUGGGACUGUUAUGCCCAGCCCUCUUUCUACAUCAAAAGCAAACCUCGUCAUCUCUGAUCCUAUCCCUGGUGCCAAACCACUCCCAGUUCCGCCAGAACUGGCACCUUUUGUAGGAAGAAUGUCUGCUCAAGAGACCAUUCCAGUGAUGAAUGGUGUCUCAGGCUCAGAAGGUGAAGAUUACAACCACUGGUCUGACAGGAAACCUCCUCAGCCUAAGUCUCUAUCCCCACCUCAGCCACAGAAGCAAUUGAGCGACUCUUACUCUAACACGCUCCCUGUGCGCAAAAGUGUCAUGCCCAAAAACAGCUACGCAACCACUGAAAACAAGACUCUGCCACGUUCUAGCUCCAUGGCAGCAGGGUUGGAGAAGAAUGGUAGGAUGAGAGUACGAGCAAUCUUCUCUCAUGCUGCUGGGGAUAACAGCACCCUUCUGAGUUUCAAGGAGGGAGACCUCAUUACGUUGCUAGUGCCAGAGGCCAGGGAUGGGUGGCACUAUGGAGAGAGUGAGAAGACAAAACUGAGAGGCUGGUUUCCAUUCUCCUACACCCGUGUGCUGGACAGUGAUGGGAGUGACAGGCUACACAUGAGCCAAGGGAAAAGCAGCAGCACAGGUAACCUGCUGGACAAAGAUGAUAUCCCCCCUCCUGAUUACAGCAUGUCCUCCCGAGCUUUCCAGACACAGAAUGUCAGCACUUUCAAACAGAGGCCAUAUAGCGUUGCAGUGCCAGCUUUCUCCCAGGACUACUUUAUGCCCUAUGGCUGUGCACUUAAUGAAUAUUCCAGUGGCCUCUGCCAACUGCUACCUGCUUCCUACCAGCCUUACCCUAGGUCAACAGCCGGCCUGGAUGACUAUGGGGCAAGAUCCUCAAGCAGCGCUGAUGUUGAAGUGGCCAGGUUUUGAGAUGUAUCCCUGACUGUAGUUGUAAGAAUCCUUUUGCCAACGUUCACCUCAAACCUACAGUGACAAAUGACCGUUCAGCUCCCCACAUCAGCUGAUUCCAGGAACUUUGGGCGACGGCGGGUACCUCGCACCUUUUAACCUCCAUUUCACCUGUGUUGCAUUUCUGUGGUGUCUUUAUACCAUUUACAUGUCUGUCUUCCUACAAUUUUAUUUUUGUAGCUAGGCUGAAUUGUGAAGCUCUCUGCUUGAAAAGCAGUUGUUGUACACUUUUUUUAAAAAAAAAGAUUGACCUUUAGAACAGAAGAGUGACAGGGAUCUCAAUGAAUUAUGUAAUGUCUCUAUUCUGAAUGGAGAAAUAGAACUGUGAACCAAGCCCUGCAUUCUCCACUUUCCCCAUUAUGAACCAUAUUCUUCUAAGGACAGUGAAACUGACCUUUGUGCAGUAGCUUAAAUUCUAUUUAGUAUAUCUCCUGGCCAUCCUGUAUCAGCAGCAUUGAAAUGUAUGGAUUUGAAUAAACUGAAUCUAGUGA